This is a messenger RNA of Argiope bruennichi, 552 nucleotides long. RefSeq lists its product as uncharacterized. The record is from RefSeq and is a predicted model, not a curated record. The transcript is spliced from 3 exons. Lineage: Eukaryota; Metazoa; Arthropoda; Arachnida; Araneae; Araneidae. Gene Ontology annotation, molecular function: structural constituent of chitin-based larval cuticle. Gene Ontology annotation, cellular component: chitin-based extracellular matrix. The coding region runs from base 1 to 552 and encodes 183 amino acids.
AUGGCUCCGAAUGAAAAAUUAGAUUAUGAGCUCGCUUUUGUUUUGGCUGCCUUGACAGUAGCUGCUUAUGCCAGUCUGCAUCAUGAACCUAUCCACCAUCCCCAACCUUUCAAAUUCGGCUACAGCGUGAAGGACAAACACGGAGAACAACAUCGUGAAGAAGUUGGUGAUGGCAAAAACGUGAAGGGAAGCUACGGAUUCACCGAUGCCAGGGGAAUCAAGCGACAGGUCAACUACGUCGCUGACCAUGCUGGAUUCAGAGCUGAGGUCAAGACCAACGAACCCGGAACCGCCAACCAGAACCCCGCAGCCGUCCACAUCAUCUCUGAUGCUCCCUAUGGACAUGGAGGAUAUGCUGGAGUUGCUGGACUAGGAUAUGCCGGAGUUGGUGAAGCAGGCUUAGGAUAUGCCAGAAAUGCAGGAUACGGAUAUGCUGGAGUUGCAGCUAACGGAUUGGGAUAUGGAUAUGCUGGACUUGAUGGAUAUGGAGGUUAUGGUUAUGGAGGCAAUGGAUUGCUUGGUGGUUUAGGAUAUGCCAGAUAUGGUUUUUAG